UCUCUGACUCCGGCAUCUCUCGGUGUAUGAAGAAUGAAGGGGGAUCUUUCCUGCUCAAGUGAACACAUCGGCAAUUUAAGAUAAGUUAAAGACCCUCGAGAAACAGACGGCAAGCCCGGACGAAGACAAUCUCCACUUGUUGUAACUCCUUCGUUGUGUCGGAGCGGCGCGUCUUCAUGCUGUGUUAAAGCGGAAGACGUGAGGAUCUUUUGGCGUGUGUGCUGCGCCAGGUGUCGUGCCACGGAGUGUGGGAAAAUGCCAUCUUUUUCAUGGAGGGUUUGCCCUGCGCUGGUGCUGCUCCUCUUUCCUUCCCCUGUGGCUGCAGAUGAAGCGUCGUCAUUUCUGGAGGGCUGGCACGAUGUCUGGCUCUUCCGCUUCUUCAUCAACAUCCUGGGAUACUCCACCAUCAUCAUCCCUGGCUACCUCCUCAUUAGCUACUUCAAGCGCAUCAAUUACCUAGAAACAGGUCAGGGAAUUUGCUAUCCUAUCAUAAAGACAUGUGUGUUUGGCAGUGAAGCCAAGACAGGACUGUUGGAUGAUGUCCCAGUUGCACCCAGGAAUGAGGGCGAUGCAGGCUCACCAGUCCGACAAGCCAUUAAGUUAGUAUUUUGUGCGGCAGGACUUCAGGCAUCCUACCUGACAUGGGGGGUUCUGCAGGAGAGGGUGAUGACACGUUCCUACGGAGCCACGAGUGCUGAGCAGGAAGGUGAGAAGUUCAAGGACUCCCAGUUCUUAGUGUUCAUGAACCGCAUCCUGGCUCUGACCGUGUCAGGCCUGUGGUGUGUCCUGUUCAAGCAGCCUCGCCACGGAGCGCCCAUGUACAAGUACUCGUUUGCCUCGCUCUCCAACAUCAUGAGCAGCUGGUGUCAGUACGAGGCCCUCAAGUACAUCAGCUUCCCCACUCAAGUCCUGGCUAAAGCCUCCAAGGUCAUCCCCGUCAUGCUCAUGGGUAAGAUCGUCUCCCGAAAGAGCUACGAAUACUGGGAGUACUUCACUGCCGUCCUGAUUUCAGUGGGCGUCAGCAUGUUCCUGCUGUCCAGCACAACCAACAAGCACCCGUCCACCGUCACCACCUUCAGCGGCGUCAUCAUCCUCGUCGGCUACAUUGUCUUUGACAGCUUCACCUCCAACUGGCAGGACAACCUGUUCAAGUAUAAGAUGUCAUCGGUGCAGAUGAUGUUUGGCGUCAACCUGUUCUCCUGCCUCUUCACUGUGGGUUCGUUGCUGGAGCAGGGCGCCUUCUUCGACUCGCUGGCCUUUAUGACGCGCCACUCGGAGUUCGCCUUCCAUGCCGUGCUGCUGUCCGUGUGCUCGGCGUGCGGCCAGCUCUUCAUUUUCUACACCAUCAACCAGUUCGGGGCUGCUGUCUUCACCAUCAUUAUGACCCUGCGGCAGGCUAUCGCCAUUCUGCUCUCCUGCUUCCUUUACGGUCACGCCAUCACCUUGGUUGGUGGCUUCGGCAUUGCCGUAGUUUUCCUGGCUCUCUUUCUGCGGGUUUACGCGCGAAGCCGCAUGAAGGCAGGCCGGCGGUCAGCGCUGCCGCUUGCACAGAAGGUGUAAGACUCGGAGAGGUCACACCAAACUGGGAACUGAGACCACGUUUUCUGUGGUGCUUUUUUGUCUAUUUGUGUGUAUCUGUUGAGGUUUUUAUUUUUACUGUUCUUGUCCAUGGGUUUGUACUUUCUUCAGCAAAGGUACAGAAAGGGAUUCUGCAUUUUUGAGGGUACUGGACUUGACUCUGAAACCAAGAUGCCCCCAAGGGGUCAGUGAGACUGUUCUGAUCAGCAGUCACAGAAUUUUCGAGUGCCUGUUAAAUUAGCUAAUCCAUGAGGCCCAUACUGCAAACUUUGCAAACUGCCCCUUAGCUUAUAGUUUGUUUUUACUUAAACCACCAUAUGUGGCUUAUUCAGCCAAUUAACGGUUACUAUGACAAUAAGAGAUGUCUGUGAAAUUUGUAUAUCUCAAAGUUGUGUAAAACCUUGUUUCUCAACAAAGUACAACCAUUACAAAGUGUAACUACGUUUGUAGUGUCAUGGCAUGAUCCAUCAGUUAACCAGAUAUUUAUUAGCUUAUAUUACCCAAGUAUUUUAUUUCUUUAAUUUUCUUCCUUUUUGAUGUUACUUUGUUUUCACUCCCAUAUUUUAAUGAAAUGAGAAGGAUUACUGGGAGUGUUUGCCAAGUAAAUGGGAAAACGUGGUCUUGCACAGCAUUAAGAGGCGACUGUCAAAUAAGUAAUGCCUGUUAUUUCAUCAUCACAUAUUUUGCAGCACUGUUUUAAAUUGAUGCUCUGAGAAUCGGUCAGUUCCUGUAAAGGUUGAGCCCCAAGCCUCCAAAAUUAUUCAUUCUAUGAAUUUAACAUCAAGUGAGUGGGUUUAUUUUUGUCUUCUUUAUUUAUUUAUCCAUUUAAAGUACAUUACGGCUCCACUGUUAGAAUUUAAAAGUCAUUAAAUUUUUAUUUCUGUUGAAAUGCUUCCACAGAUGAGUAAAUGAACCAGCAUCCUGUUUAAAAAAAAAAAAAUACAAGCAAACAAAACGUUAGACUAAAAACACUAAUCGAAAUUGAACACAAAAAGUUCUUAGAUAAAAUACACAGUCAUAUAUUGUCUGUCAUCCACUAGCCCCUUAGCGUUCACCGCUACACUUGUUGAUGUUUCACACAAAAUGUAACAUGAUAAGAUGUGCUGCUCUCUAUGCAUUAAUUUUUAAGGUAAUAUUUGAUGACGUUUCGCAUCAGUUUACCUGAUCUCAGAUGUCUGAGCAGAUGUCGCCUCCCUCCCUUCCCCCCGCCACAGUUUCUCCCUGAUGGUAUCGUCACGUUCUGAUAGAAAAAGGAAAGAGCCUCUCACCCACAAUAGGCCAUGUUUAUCUCCAUGUCGGAGAGCAGGAUCCUUUAUGCAGGAUUGUUUGAUAUUAUGUUUUAAAACUGCAGGAUGGCCUGCACACAUGGUGCAUAUGUUACUGUUUUGCUUUUCUUUAAAGGUAUACGUUGACGUGGUUAGGAACACUAAAGUACAAAGAUGUAACAGAGCCAAAUGCUGCUUUGAUUUUGUCUGGAAUCACAAUUGUUAACGUAACAAUGGCCUAGUCAAAUAAAAGACUGAAAACCGCUUUGCUCUGUGGUCUUCACCACAGAUCCAAAUUUAAAUUAUUAGUUUUAAAGUUGGAGGCUGAAAAUGGUGUCAGUAUACCUUUAAGUCAUCUUUUUCCACACCUACUUGUCUGUUAUGUGUUUUUGAUAAGAACUGUUCCAUGUACUGUUUUUAUGUGAAUGUUUGGGAGAAUUACUGAAAAGGUGGUGGUGGUGCUGCUGCUUCAUUGGUAUCGCAGGAAUGUCAGAAAGAUGUGCCGCGGGGGUGUUUGCAGCACAGAAUGCAUACAAGGGAAACAUGAUGUAACUGGUACCUUGUUUUUAUCAUUGUAGUAUUUGAUUUAGCAACUGGAUUAAUAAUAAAAUACAUUAAAUUAACUUAAAACUA
Molecule: messenger RNA, 3476 nt
Organism: Myripristis murdjan (pinecone soldierfish)
Lineage: Eukaryota; Metazoa; Chordata; Actinopteri; Holocentriformes; Holocentridae
Gene: slc35b2
Product: solute carrier family 35 member B2
Exons: 4
Coding region: 256-1560 (434 amino acids)
Biological process (GO): 3'-phosphoadenosine 5'-phosphosulfate transport; transmembrane transport
Cellular component (GO): endoplasmic reticulum membrane; Golgi membrane
Molecular function (GO): 3'-phosphoadenosine 5'-phosphosulfate transmembrane transporter activity
Source: RefSeq, a predicted model, not a curated record